GUUUCUGUUCGUGUCAUGCUUUGCAGGUGCGCGCGAGACUUUCUUUUCGUCCGACGGUGCAAAUCGCACAUCGGCGUAUCAAGCGCAAGGAGAUAUCUAACUACAAAAGGAAAAGUAGAAAUAACAUCGUUGGGAGCACGGCAUAAAGAACGCUGAAAGACGUAUGAAGCUUCGUAGAUGAGUUCGGGUAUCAGUAUCAACGUGCAAGCUUGCUUAAGAUGUGUCUUUAUCACCUUCAACUUCCAAUUUUCAUUUCAGCGCAGCUUGUUCUCCAUUUUUGUUUCCUUCUGGGAUAUUUUAUGUAAAUGGACGUAAAUCUAAACUGAGGUAGCAGGAGACCGGCCGCGGGGAAGCCUGGCAAGUAAACCACACGUCAGAAUCACAAAAUGGCGUCUGUGUCGCACAAAGCAAUCCGCGCGGCUGCGCCCGCGUGGGACGAAUUGACUGCAGACCGAGGCAUUCACAGCCAACGCGCGGUCCCCGACCCGGAGAACUAUGUACUCGUCCCAAAAUUUGCGCUUGGCGACGGCACACAGCGACAGGUGGCAGGACACGGACAUGCUUGGAGUUCGUCACCCCUCCCUCCGAAUCAUCUCGAUUUCACCCCUGGAGGCGUUUUUCGGGCAAAACAUGGCGCAGCCGUCAAUUUCACGGACGGCUGGGGUAGUACAAGUCACGGCCUGUUCUUCGGGAAACGCACUGCAGGCCUUUCGGCGACGGCGCGGAAAGCGGCAACACACGCGGUCGCCCUGCACUGCGUCGGGGUGUACGACCCUACUUUUCGGAGGCUAGCGCCGGGGUCGCGGGACGAUAUUGUUCCAUCCUGGAGGCUGCGGGUCGACCAAACCGGACCGCUCGACCCCUUGCCUGGUGGCGCAGCAAAAGGGAACGCAGCGACGGAGACGAGUCGCGAACCAGACGCGAAUGGGACCGAGCAAGAACCGGAUUACCCGCCAAAAACCGUGUCGAGCCAAGAAACAAUCUGGGCCAUCGUCGCAAGUUUGCAUCUCAUGUGGCAACCUGCGUUUUCCCGAGCUCUGCUUUCGGGAUCGCAGGAGCAAGCGUCAUUGUCUGGUGCGAGCGACGUCGAUAGCUUGGCCACAGUGAUAUCCGAGGACUACUAUACUUUCGGUAGCGAGCAGGGUGAUGUCGAUAGCGCGUCGAAUGGGUCUAGCGACGAGGACGGGAGCGACGCUGGCGGAGGUUUGUCGCCAUCAGAGGUUUGGGCUUUCGACGCCGCAGCAAAGCGAUGGGUUUCCGGUGGAUCGAACUACAGAAAAACCGGAAGACCCUGAUUGUAAGUUAAGAUAGCGUGCUGCCAGCGCCGACUGCUCCACGUAUGUUGAAGGGACUUGGGUUCUUCGAUACACCGAGGAAGUCGAUGAAGAUGUGAGGGAAAGCGCUCCUUGCAAGAACGCUGAGGCUUCUCUUACUUUGCAGGCUCAAGAAAUGCAAGUCUGUACCUCUGCUUGAGUUGCGCUUUGGUUGCGUUUUUUUGCUGUUGUAUCUGUAUGAUUAUGUUUGGUUCUUGCCAACAAAACGCAUCUGUAUUUCACCUUCGGAUUGAAU
Messenger RNA from Amoebophrya sp. A120, 1569 nucleotides. Lineage: Eukaryota; Dinophyceae; Syndiniales; Amoebophryaceae. The record is from the annotation of a GenBank genome assembly.